Messenger RNA from Anthonomus grandis grandis, 1128 nucleotides. RefSeq names its product protein-L-isoaspartate(D-aspartate) O-methyltransferase-like. The record is from RefSeq and is a predicted model, not a curated record. Gene Ontology annotation, biological process: protein modification process. Gene Ontology annotation, molecular function: protein-L-isoaspartate (D-aspartate) O-methyltransferase activity. Lineage: Eukaryota; Metazoa; Arthropoda; Insecta; Coleoptera; Curculionidae. Gene Ontology annotation, cellular component: cytoplasm.
CGUACAAAUAAAAUAAAACUCUCUACACGUCGCUUAUUAUUCCCAAAAAAAAAACUCAGCUGAUUCUAAUAUUCGUUUUCAAAAAGUGUUUGUUGACGAAUUUGUUUAGUGGAAAAUUUUAGGGUCGCUAUAUUUACCCAAACCGAACUACGGAACUUCGUACGCUAUUUUCGUUCAUCAUUUUUAUCCAAGCACCUUCAGCGCCCGCAGCAUGGCCUGGAGGUCACACGGAAGAACUAAUGAAGAGAUGGUCCGAAAUUUAAGAGUAAAUGGAAUAAUAAAAUCAGAUAUAGUAGAACAAGCAAUGUUAGCAGUAGAUAGGGGUGAAUACAGUAGAAAUAACCCUUUUAUGGAUUCGCCUCAAAGUAUAGGAUACGGAGUGACCAUUAGUGCCCCCCAUAUGCACGCUCACGCCCUUGAAUUAUUAAGGGAACAACUCGUACAAGGUACUCGGUCUCUUGACGUUGGCAGCGGCAGUGGUUAUUUAACUGCAUGUAUGGCUAAAGUUAUGGGAGAAAAAGGAAUAGCAGUUGGUAUUGAUCAUAUACCAGAGUUGGUGGAGAUGGCCAAAGCAAAUGUAAUGAAAGGCAAUUCUGAUUUAUUGACUAGCGGAAGAGUUCAGUUUGUGACAGGUGAUGGCAGGCAAGGAUAUGCUGAGAAGGGACCUUAUGAUGCUAUACAUGUGGGAGCUGCCGCCCCCACACUACCACAGGCGCUAGUUGACCAGUUAAAAGAAGGUGGUCGCCUAAUAGUCCCAGUAGGUCCCGAGGGCGGCGACCAACAACUCGAACAAAUCGACAAACUUCCGGACGGUUCUGUGACUCGAAAAAAGUUGAUGGGGGUAGUUUAUGUGCCCCUAACCGAUAAAGACCAUCAGUGGCCGAAGGCCUAUUGACGAAUAAUGGGCAGUUUGUUGCCUACAUUUUUCUUUUUAUCCAGUUUGUUUGUGGUUUCAUGGAAAUAUUUGAUGGUCUGGUGACGAAGAAUCGUAUCGACUAAUAUUUUGUGGCAGAUAAGCUUCUGUGAUUUGUCGAUUUAACGUUAUUUGACGAUGUGUUGAUUGUUAGAAAUGCUAACACUCAUAUAUUAGUUAAUAUUAUUAUUGCUUAAUAUAUUUUUAGUUUCUUC